This is a messenger RNA of Scleropages formosus (Asian bonytongue), 891 nucleotides long. RefSeq lists its product as uncharacterized. NCBI's taxonomy places the organism in Eukaryota, Metazoa, Chordata, Actinopteri, Osteoglossiformes, Osteoglossidae. The record is from RefSeq and is a predicted model, not a curated record. The coding region runs from base 1 to 891 and encodes 296 amino acids. Gene Ontology annotation, molecular function: protein binding. The transcript is spliced from 6 exons.
AUGGAUUUUGAUUUUGCUUGCCUCCUGAUUGCCGAGCAGUUCGAGAUGAUAGCUCCCUCUGUGGUGGCCUCUGUUGAUCUGGCCAUCUCCGCGUUUCUGACUGCUGAAAAGGAGAAAACCAGCAGCAGGCACCAUUCAUGCGAAGCUGGACUAGUAGGGCAGCAGGAGAGCCUGAAGAAGCAGAGCGAUACUCUCAGGUACAGGAUGAAGAAACUGACGACAAGCAGUUCAGAGUGUAAGAAGUCCCCAACCCUGAGGGAGAGCAUCAUGAAGAAAGAUGAGCGCAUGAAGGUGGUGCUGGAUGAAGACUUGACACAAGCUGGCGAGGGGUUGAAAGUGAGCGGCACCGACCUCGUGAAUCUAGACGAGCAGAAGGCCGAGUGGCUCCUGGGGAUGACCAACGGCUUGCUGCUCUUCAUCAGCUCUCAGACGCCCAUCGUAAAGAGGCUCCUGCAGAACACCAGUGAUGUGGUGCUGGAUGCAGGACGGCACCGCUGGGAGAUGGAGGUGGCUGGGAAAUUGCACUGGGAGCUGGGCUUCACCUAUCCCAGCACCUCCUGCAAGGGCCGGGAGGAGGACUGCUGGUUGGGAUGGGACUCUGACUCAAACGGCUUCGAGUUCUUUAACGGGGUGGAUAUGGCCUGGCACAGGGGCAUGGCCUACGAAGUGCCCGUCGCCAGCCGCUUUGAGCAGAUAGGCAUGUUCCACAGCUUCCCUGGGGGCUUGAUCUCAUUCGUAGGGGUGGGCAACACAACACCGCUCUUCUCCUUCUGCACCGGGGUGUUCACUGACCAUCUACACCCGGCUGCAUGUCCCAGCCACGACAAUCAGGGCACCAACCGCAGGCCCAUCCGGAUCUGCAGCGUUGCAAGAGCUGCAGCCAUGUACUGA